AUGAUUGGGGGUUUCUUUGUUGCACUUUUUUUGCUUCCUGCUGCAGUAAUCGCACUUAAUGUGUGCACUGAAUCUCAAACAACAUAUAUUACCACACCAUGUGAGACCGAUGGGAGUCAUUUUAUUGUGAAAGUUCCGAAGGACCCAAAAGUUUGCUCUGUAUCUGACGCGCCGAAAUUUGUGAAAGACUGCACUCAAUCAUGUCCACCCGGGCAGGUCCUGAAUGUUGCAUUGAGUGGAUGUGAAGAAUGUCCGGUUGGAACAGCAGCCCCUGGUGAUGUUUUCCUGGUGGAUAACUGGUCAACUUUACCAAGCGGAUUUUACUCUGACGUUCUGACUAGUAGAGACCCGUCUGCUUGCAAAGGUUUUGGAUGGAAACCUGAGGGUACCUAUCUUUUGGGAACGACUAAUACCCUUUGCGUCUCGGAGUUGACCCUGGAGAACAAAAACAUUAAAGCGGGCAAUGUCACUUUUUUAUUCAAACUGACAGAUCCUCUUUCACUAGCCUACUUCACGGUUCGUAAUGAGCGCUGUGUAUUGGACGGCGGAAGGAGUCACCUCUUGCUACCCAAUUAUAAGAACAGUUGGGUAUCAUUCUCAACAUCGGUUCCAGCCGGCUCGUCUACGCUGCAGUGGUAUCUCUACUCAGACAAUUACUAUAACAGGGGCUCUGAGGCAACGCAGUUUAAGCUGAAAUCGGUGAAAAUCACGGGUCGUCCUGCGACAAUUUCCUGUAUCGAAUGCGAACCCGGCUACUAUACCAACAAAUCAGGUUCUGACAUGUGUCACAAGUGUCCGCAGAAUACGAUUUCUACCCAGAAAGCCAGUUCUUGCAGUCCUUGUCCUGAUGGGACGUUUUCGCUGCCUGGUUCGGGUGUCUGCAGUAAGAAGGUGCCCUGUAAGCCCUCGGAAUACAUCACCCACUUUACCGAAUGCACUACCUCCCCCGAUACGCAACAUUUGGUAACCGAGCUCAUUGAACCGGUCAUUUGCGAAGAUACCAAACAUUCGGCACCAUCGAGCACCAAUGUGGCCUGCGCAUCUUGCCCCCUUGGUACAAAGGUGCUCAAUACAACGCAUUGUGGGACCUGCCCUUCGGGAUUUUUAACAUCCGUAGAUGGAAGAAGCUGUCAAGCCUGUCCCAAAGAUGAGGUGCCUGUCUUUGGCGUCAGAUAUGAUACCUGGAGCCGAAUGCCGCCCAGGAUGACAUCCUACUGUCAUGAUGUAGAUGACGGCGACUGUCGGGUAUGGCAGCUGAAUAGGUCGUCGAUAUUUGUGGGUCCUGGUCUGGGAAGCCAAGUCUACUCGGUGUUGGCGUUGGAUCUCACCGACGGCUUCUUGGGACCCAGGCCGGAUGAAUCCGUCUAUCUCGCUCGAUAUAUCAGCCCUCUGCCGGGCACAAAACUUGUCUUCGACUUUGAAUUGGUCUGUCAAGGCCCAUGUUCUCUCGUCUUCACUGUGGAUAUGCAGUGGUACUCUGUGGAGAUCGAGAAGUGGGCUGGCCGUGUUAACCGAACAACUUUCUCCUAUGAACCGUAUAGUUGCGAGGGCGUUUCGUUCUUGUGGGUGUUCAAACGAUGGGACGAACCGGGCUCAGAACUUGACCCUAACACUCGUGAUGACAGGGUGGUCAUCUAUUCCAUUGAAAUUAACAACACUCGCGAUAGUGGGGCUCUUGGCUGCAAAAAGUGCCCACUUGGGAUUGACAAACAAUUCUGCAAACCAUGUAAUGAUGGACUUUUCUACACAAUGAUAACGAAUGAGACCUCGGGCGAGUCGCAUGCAGAAUGUGUUCCCUGUCCGAAUGGAACUAUGGUUAUUGGUGAUGCGUCCUCAAUCAUGACGGUGGAACAGGCUUGCAGAGCUUGUCCUCCUGGAACCGUGCCAGGCAAUGGUGAGAAAUGCCUGAUCGACUUGCAUCCAGAAACAUCCACUGGUCAAAGAUACGAUUUGGAUGAACUACUGAGCAGUAAAUUUACAACAGAGGGAGCAAAGUUGUUUACUUCACAAGGUUAUGAAUUUCAAUAUCACUUCCAGUUGUUUCUGAACACUCGCAAACCCGAUUUGCAAUCUACUUGCAUCAAUAGCAACAAAGUUGAUGCGAACGUAACGUCCUGGAUAUGUCGAGAAAUCUGGAGUCCCUCGAAAGACGCGUCUGGAGUUGGAACUUACCUCCGUUCUAGCGCAAUGAGUCUUGGCGAUGUCUUGUUAAAGGGCGUGCAAACCAAUUCAUCUGAGGAAUUUGCUAAAGAAAUAAACUCGAAGCUUGUCAAUGGUGGAUGGAAAGCCGAUGAUAUAGGGACAGAUUUCCACCUUUUUUUCCAGACUAAAUCGACAACGAGUGCCUGUCCGGGCGGCAUCAAUACCAUCGUGACCCUACGGUGUGGUGAAGUCGACGAUGCCUCCAAGGUCUUUAACACCUCGGCACGUAUUCAAAUUCCCCCCAAUUGUGGAGUGGGAACGUGUGAUGGCUGUCAAUAUCAUUUUAUGGUGAUUUCACCUUUGGCCUGUCCGAUUUGUCGUAUGGAGGACUAUCAACGUAUUGCUGGUGGCUGCUUUGGUGGUUCUAUGGAGGUGACACUCUUACCUCCCAAAACUUGUCGUCCUGAAGCAAACUUUACAUCUGUCAUUACCGAGUCAUGUCCACUGCUCUCCUUGCAAGGCAAAAUUGCAGUUGGUUUCACAGUGGCCCUCAUCAUUCUACUCCUUCUCACAAUCUUCUAUUGCUACCGAAGAAAUAAGAAACUGGAAUACAAGUACAUGAAGUUGGUAGAGGGCGCAGAGGCUAGAGUGAAGAGUGCAUUCGAAAGUUCCGACUCCGCAGCUAACCAAGGCACUGAAUGUGGCAUUCCAGAGGAUGAAAAGGAGUUGGAGCUCUCUCCCCAUCAACUCGUCAAGGCCAUUGCUGGUAGUGAACGUGACAGCAAGUGGAAUCAACUAACCGCCUCAAGCAUUGGCGACAGUCGUGGAUCAACUUUUGGACCCGUCAUUUUUAGAAAUAGUACAGCCGACGAUUCGCGUAUCCUCACUCUGGAUGAUGGCAAUGAACCAAUAUGA
Molecule: messenger RNA, 3057 nt
Organism: Echinococcus granulosus
Lineage: Eukaryota; Metazoa; Platyhelminthes; Cestoda; Cyclophyllidea; Taeniidae
Exons: 19
Coding region: 1-3057 (1018 amino acids)
Source: RefSeq, a predicted model, not a curated record